This is a messenger RNA of Penicillium cosmopolitanum, 2205 nucleotides long. RefSeq lists its product as uncharacterized. The record is from RefSeq and is a predicted model, not a curated record. The coding region runs from base 1 to 2205 and encodes 734 amino acids. The transcript has 2 exons. Lineage: Eukaryota; Fungi; Ascomycota; Eurotiomycetes; Eurotiales; Aspergillaceae.
AUGCAUCGGACUCCGCUAGCGUGGCCGCCCCUCCACUCUAAUCUCGCUUGGCUAAAGACUCUCGUCACCAUGGCGGAUUGUCGGAUCAUAUGGCUCUUCGCCAUUGUUCUCGUCUUUACCGUGGCCAGCAUACUCCUCGUGUUUACGGCCAGAAGAAGACCCAGAAUCAGCAAGCCUCUGAUCACAAACCCUGUCUCAACGAGUCGAUCGGAUCUUCAAGAGGAUCAUCCCUUAUCUAUAGAGAGUCCGACCGUGCCUGAGAAGCAAACUACCGGACCAAGUGAUCAGGGGCAACGCAAAUCGGUCGAACCAGAUUCCAAGCGGUACUCCAAGUUCGCCAUGGGUGUCUUCUUGCUUUUACCAUGCACUCUGCUGGUCCUCAUUCAUUUCCGAUUGGUAACGGCCAUUCAAGCUCACUAUCGAUCACUUGAGCAUCCUUUGCUGCAGACACAGGGCUCGUCGGGCCUACAGGAGGUCUUCCAAGUAUACCAUCCGGUGUCACUUUCUCCUAAAGAGGCCAGUGGAGAGGCCGGUAGCUGUGAUCUGGAAGUCUUGCUUAUGGACCAUGUUUUCGGAUCCAGUUAUGGGAAGCCUUUCGUCGGCAACUACACGCCACCAGACUGUGAAUUCGACACCGUCCGCAUCAAUUUCACCGUCACUUCUCGAGGAAAGCAGUACGAUCGCCUAGCUCUCAUGUACCUCGGUGACGCGGAGGUGUUCCGGACUUCAACCGCCGAACCAACGACCGCCGGCAUAGUGUGGACGUAUAUCAAAGAGAUGUCGCAAUACAACGCCCUCUGGAAACAACCGCAAACUCUGAUUUUCGAUCUCGGAAACAUCAUGAAUGAUGUCUAUACGGGAUCAUUCAAUGCUACGCUGACAGCUCACUUUUCUCUCCAAAACAACGAAAAGAAUGCGCGAUCUGCGGACCUCAUCCUCCCCAUUUCAGCCAUGAAAUCCGCAUCGAAUUCAGCGAGUGCAUUUUCAGUCCCGGCUGAUAAUACAACGGUCAAUCACAAGAUCCCACCCGGCACAUCGCGAGCCGUGGUGUCGAUAUCCGCCUGCGGUCAAUCCGAAGAAGAAUUUUGGUGGUCUAAUGUGUUCUCCGAUGACACGGCGAGUUUUGAAAAUACCGUGGGCAAGCUUUAUGGAUACUCGCCCUUUCGAGAAGUUCAGCUCUAUAUUGAUGGAGGACUAGCUGGUGUUGUUUGGCCCUUUCCUGUUAUUUUUACGGGAGGUGUGGCGCCGGGAUUUUGGAGGCCGAUUGUGGGUACUGAUGCUUUUGAUUUGAGACAGAGUGAGAUUGAUAUCUCGCCCUUUUUACCGUUGUUGCGAGAUGGCGAGGAGCAUUCGUUUGAGAUUAGGGUGUCCGGUCUCAAUGUUCUGUCGAAUGGGACUGCUGUUCUUUCGGAAACUGUGGGGUCUUAUUGGGUUGUUACGGGAAAUAUUUUCCUAUACACGGAUGAAGUCGAUGAGUCUGAGUCCUCGAAUCGGGAUGUCGAAGAGAUCGAGGCGGUGCAAGUCACAGCACCAAAUCCAAUCUUCACAAUCACCCGAAAAUUAACAAAGAACGAAACCGGGGCCAACGACACAUUAGAAUAUUCCGUUCUCGCAGAGAGAACAUUUACAGCCCGUUCAUCCAAAUUUUCCUGGUCACAGAAACUCACCUUCUCGAACAACGGCCUCCUAAACCAACAAGGAUACAGCCAAAUCAACAAACAACUCACGUCCGGCGAGUCCACAAUUACAGACCUCAACAACAAGCAAUCAAACGAAACAACAUUCCGCUACCCGCUCCUAGUCAACGCAACCUACGGUAUAACCGACGACUCCCUAACCAUCGACGCAUGGAUGAAACGAGGCCUGGAGAUCGAUUCUUCUGGAAGUUUGGGACUAUCCACGUACACACUUUCUUCGGGAGCUAAACCGUAUCACCUGCAUACUUCCCAGUCGGGAAAGGCACGAUACAAGUCAGCCAGCGGGAGUUCCUCGUCGAGAGGUAAUACGGCAGACGAAUAUGAAAGUACCGCCAAUGGGAUAUCUUACGCUCGGUCUGUGCGAGCUGUUAAUGGUGAAGUGGUUUAUGAUACUCAUCCUGUUAAUAAGGUUUCGUCGGCUUCGUUUCAGAGUCUAGAGUCGGGGUCUUUUGGCAGGGAUAGUGUUAGAAGUAUGCUUGGUCGAGGGCCGGGCGAGAUCCGGGAUUAA